This is a messenger RNA of Sipha flava (yellow sugarcane aphid), 815 nucleotides long. RefSeq names its product caltractin. The transcript has 5 exons. Gene Ontology annotation, biological process: mitotic cell cycle; centriole replication. Lineage: Eukaryota; Metazoa; Arthropoda; Insecta; Hemiptera; Aphididae. Bases 300 to 782 code for a protein of 160 amino acids. Gene Ontology annotation, molecular function: calcium ion binding. Gene Ontology annotation, cellular component: centrosome; centriole. The record is from RefSeq and is a predicted model, not a curated record.
CACUACUAAUAUAACGGCAACUGUUCUGUUGUUACCAUCGGUUGCCACUGGUUAUCGAUCCGUUUUGUCAAUAAUAGCAAAGCGGCGCGCGUACUUCCGGCAUUCUCGUCACUUCCGAUCGUGCCGUUUCGUGCGUCGCCCGCCGCGCGUCUAGAACCACCGAAUAUCCUCGUCAACCGUAUCGGUCACAGUCCCCGAGGUCAGUGUUGUUUUUAUUACGAUGCUCAAGCAAUGCCUAGUUUGUAAGACUCACACCCUCUCCCGCAUAUAUAUCGUUAAAAGCAAAAAAUCGUACAAAUAUGCCAGCUACAGGAAGAAAAAAGUCUGGAUUUGAAUUUAGUGAUAAACAAUUAGCUGAUAUAAACGAAGCAUUCGGAUUAUUUAAUAAAGAUGGAACUGGAUCAAUUGAAACCAAAGAACUAAAGGUAGCUAUGAGGGCAUUAGGAUUCGAACCAAAAAAGGAAGAAAUUAAACGUAUGCUUAGUAGUUUAAAUAAGCAACAUACUGGUGUUAUAACAUAUGAUGAAUUUGUAACCUUAAUGUCAAUAAAAAUGGCAGAAAAAGAUUCAAGAGAAGAAAUUAUUAAAGCAUUUAAACUAUUUGAUGAUAAUAGUACUGGAAAAAUAACAUUUUAUAAUUUAAAGCGCAUUGCACAAGAGUUAGGAGAGAAUAUUGCCGAUGAAGAACUCCAGGAAAUGAUUGAUGAAGCUGACAAAGAUGGUGAUGGGGAAGUUAGCCAAGAAGAAUUUCUCCAAAUUAUGAAGAAAACAAAUUUGUAUUAAACACAAUAUAUUAUCUAGUUCACCAGUAACACA